Molecule: messenger RNA, 10474 nt
Organism: Bacillus rossius redtenbacheri
Lineage: Eukaryota; Metazoa; Arthropoda; Insecta; Phasmatodea; Bacillidae
Gene: AdoR
Product: adenosine receptor A2b
Exons: 3
Coding region: 42-1595 (517 amino acids)
Biological process (GO): G protein-coupled adenosine receptor signaling pathway; adenylate cyclase-activating G protein-coupled receptor signaling pathway
Cellular component (GO): plasma membrane
Molecular function (GO): G protein-coupled receptor activity
Source: RefSeq, a predicted model, not a curated record
CGGCAGGAGUGCGCCGCGAGAUGGCGCCCUGACGCCGCGCCAUGGGCGACGCUCCGCCCCUCAACCUGCCCUACGCCGUGUGCGAGGCGCUGGUCGCAGCCUGCGCCGUGGUCGGGAACGCGCUGGUGAUCGCCGUGUUCCGUCGCGAUCGGCGGCUGCGACGCCGCACCAACUACUACAUCGUGUCGCUCGCCGUGGCCGACCUGCUGGUGGGACUCAUAGGCAUCCCCGCCGCCGUGUUGGCCAGCGUGGGGCUGCCACGAGACCUGCACCUCUGCCUCUUCACCGUGUCUCUGCUGGUGGUGCUGUGCACCAUCUCCAUCUUCUGUCUGGUGGCCGUGAGCGUGGACCGCUACUGGGCCAUCCUGCACCCCAUGGGCUACUCGCGCAAUGUGCGGACCAAGACUGCCAUAGGCAUCAUCGGGCUGUGCUGGGCCAGCGGCACCUUGGUGGGCUUCCUGCCGCUCCUGGGCUGGCACGCCGACAAGCCGCACGACUCGCAGUGCCUCUUCACCCAGGUCAUGGACUACAACUACCUCGUGUUCCUGUACUUCGCCACCAUCAUCUUCCCGGCGCUGCUGCUCGCCGCCUUCUACGCCCACAUCUACCGGGUCGUGCUCAAGCAGCUGCGGCAGAUCGUGACCAUGAACCCCGACGACGGGCCCUGCUUCUCUCGCCAUGUGGGAGGCGCGGGAACCAUGCUGCGCGUGCUGGGUGCGGCACGCAAGAGGGAGGUGAAGGCUACCCAGAAUCUCUCCAUCAUCGUGCUGUUCUUCAUCAUCUGCUGGGUGCCGCUCUACACCAUCAACUUCAUCCAGGCCCUGUGCCGCUCCUGUCACGUGGACGAGACCGUCACCAACAUGGGCAUCAUCCUGUCGCACCUCAACUCGGCCGGCAACCCGCUGCUGUACGCCUACCACCUGCGCGACUUCCGCGCGGCGCUCAAGCACUUCCUGUGCGGCCUGCUGGGCCACGAGGCAGCGGAGGAGGGCGUACCGGGCGCCCGGCCAGGGCUCGGCUCGCAGUCGGCGCUCCCGCAGCGCAUGUCGCGCCACGGCAGCACGCAGUCCCUCAGCACCAUCUUGUCGCGCCAGAGGCACAGCCUGGCGGGCGACAAGUUCCGGCACGCCUGCAGCGACUCCAGCAUAACGCCCCCCGCGACACUCAACGGCGUGUGCAAGGCGGCCACGCUGCCCCUGGCAGGCGGCGUCAUGUGGACGCUGGCGGAGGUGUCCUCGGGGCUGGAGGAGGCCGACGGCGUGCGGCGGAGGACGGUGUCCGCGGACGGCGACAGUGGCGCCAUCAACUGCGCGUACGUGGGAGACGUGGCACGGUGCAUGGACGGCAGUGGUUCGGUGACUGGAGACGACGUGUUCGAGGGACCUCCGCCGACCACGGCGAAGCCCCAGCUCUCUGUGGGCGACGACGGCGACCAGGCUUGCAGCACCAGCGGCGUAAAGCUGUCGCCACUGAAGCUGGUGGGAGAGUUCUUGAGUGGUAUGACCGGGGAGUCGUCCAGCACAGGCUCCAACACCAGCCUCAUAUGUGAGGGCGAGCAGCUAGCAGUGGGCAAGCAUCCCUCCAACACACACUAGCACGGCGACGUCCCCAGCAUCUGUUCCUGUGCGUUCUCACUUCCUCAGUCAUACCAAACUGUGUUCCUGCACUCAUCACGUCACUAUGCCAAACAAAUGGCAGCUCUACUAGAUUAUGUCUCACAGCGUUGUGUGCAUUGUAACAACUGACAUCUUUCUCGGUUCUUUUCAUUUUAAAUGUAAUGUGAAAGUUUCAUUUUUUUUGUUGAAUCCUGAUAUUUUUAUUUAAAUUACUUACAGCUUGUUUUCAUUAUUCCUUUACUCUCUUAGCCACAUCAAUCGGUGUAAUAAUACCAGCUUAAUUUAAUGAUAUACUGAAACAAAUUUUAUGCAGCACUUGCUUAGAUUAAAAAUAAUAUAUAAAGAUUAUCACUUUCAAUAAGAUUAUUUUGUGCUUGAGAAAAAAAAAUGUACCUUUAUCGGCUUUAAUGUAGGUACAUCUUAUUUACUUGUUUUUGAAAAACAACUGCAGUAUAAUUAAAAUAGCAGUACAUAACAGCCAUCCCAUUGCACACAAAUAUCAAAUUUUUUUUACUGCAUGGUGACUACAUAUUUGAGUUAGGCCUAUUGCAUUUAAUUCACACAAUUACACCAUCUUACUUACAGUAAAUAUCCACAAAGGGUAAUUUUUGCUUGUAAUACGUACAGUAUAUGUUUUGUCUAGAGACGUACAAGACUGUAAAAUCCAGAUAAAAACGAUACAAUUAAUGCUGAUGCACUCGCAAACAACUUGAUUGGCAGCAAGCACGAUAGCACAACUUACCGCCAUGAUGGUCCAACAACAACUGUUGUUUCGUUGCCCGAAUCUGCAGGGCUACCUGCCUUGGCAGGCAGCCAACUUGAAAAACUUGGCGCUGCUAGCAAGCAGCGCGGGAAGUUCAAAAUUCAAAUGUUUCAAACACUAUACACUAAAUUACACCCAAUAUUUACAAGUCCAAACAUUACCGCCGGCCUUGAAAUGUCCCAUUUGAACAAUCGUACGGUAGCGGGCAGAGCUUCCCCACAGGACGCUUCAAAGUUCCACUAGAAGUCCGGAUAGUGGCCACUCUGGCAACACCAUCUUUCCCAGGAUAAAGCUCCACGAUGCGCCCCAAGCGCCACUGUAGAGGUGGGAGUCUGUCUUCUUUCAGGAGCACAAGUUGGUUGGCAGUGGGACUAACUCCCUGCUCGUUCCAUUUCUGCCGCUGCUGGAGCGUGUGUAAAUAAUCCCUGUGCCAACGAUGCCAAAAAUCCUGUUGGAGGCAUUCCACAAGUUGCCAACGUUGAAGGCGGUUUAGCCGUACAUCCCUCAAGUUAGGCUCUGGUAAUGUGACCAGUGGCUCCAGGGUUAAGAAAUGGCCAGGGGUUAGAGCACUGAUGUCAUUGGGAUCAGAGCUCAAAGGGCACAGGGGUCUCGAGUUCAACGUAGCUUCCACCUGCACUAGAAGGGUGUAAAGCUCUUCAAAUGUGAGCACUUGUUCACCAAUAACUUUACUUAAGUGAGUCUUGAAUGACUUUACCCCGGCCUCCCACAAACCACCAAAAUGGGGAGCCGCAGGAGGGUUGAAGUGCCACAUCACACCGAGCUGGGACAACACAUCAGUGACAGCCUGCUGGUGUGGUGCCGACGACAGAAGUUGCUGAAGUUCCUUAAGACGAUUGUGAGUUCCGACAAAGUUGGUCCCGCAAUCACUGUAGAUAUCAGAUGUUCUCCCACGCCUGGCAAGAAAACGUUUGUAGGCUCCAAUAAAUGUAUCUGUGGACCGGUCUGAAGCUAUUUCUGCAUGAACGGCCUUUGUCGCGCAGCAGACAAAAAUACAAAGGUAAGCCUUCAAGACCUUUGCCCCACGGACCCGACCAAGCUUAACCAUAAAAGGACCAGCAUAGUCAACUCCUACUUUGGCAAAUGGUUUAACCUGUUGCACUCUCAUAGAGGGAAGAUCGCCCAUGAGAGGUGCGCUUGCUACGGGUAUUUGCUUAAACAUGGAACACAGUGAUGCAAGCAGCGAGAGAUGGCAUCCUUAUCUGAAAGAGUCCAGAAUUGUUCUCUAAGAAUUCCUCUAAGAGUCUGAACUCCAGGAUGAUGAUUCUUUUCAUGAUAAUAGUUAAUAAUGAGAUCAGUCAAAUGGUGAGAUUUUGGAAGCAGCACCGGGUGCUUCUGCUCAAACGGAACACGAGUGAGCUAAACAACCACCUACCCUUAUCAGGCCACUGUCAUCAAGAAAGGGUACUAGUUUGCGAAUCUGAGGGGAAAUGCUUAUAUCCUCUUUGAAAUGAUGUGAUUGUACCCAGAUGAGCCAAAAAUGUAAAGCCUUAUUCAGCUCAUCAGGAGACAUAUUGUCAGUCUUGCGCUCUUUCAGUGACACGCGACAAUUGUGGGCAAACUGCAAUAAACAGCACGUGACACGCAGAACCCUGGUUAGUCGACUGAAUCGCGUUGCCAACUGGCCAAGAUCAUCAGAGGACGUUACAGUGGUCAAGGUGACAGUCUUCUUAUCCAUCACGGCGGGAUCCACUUCCACUGCAUCUGGUGACUGGGAAGGCCACUGUCCAGGUGACUCUAUUAACCACGGUGGACCAGUCCACCACAAGUGAUGAUCCAAUAGUUGAAGAGGGAAGAGACCACGAGAGGCACAGUCAGCAGGAUUGAACUCAGACGGUACGUGUUUCCACCAACUGGGACGGGUAAGCUCUUGGAGUUCGCUUACCCGGUUAGCUACAAAAGCCUUCAACUGAUGAGGAGAUGAGUUAAUCCAUGCUAAAACCACUUGUGAGUCUGUCUAGGCUGUGAUGGAAGAUACGGGCAAAACUUCUUGGUAAGUCUCAAUCACAUGAUUGAGCACACGAGCCAACAGUAGUGCUCCACAAAGCUCCAGACGAGGUAAGGUUUGGCUUUUGACUGGUGCAACCUUGGAUUUACUGAUCAGCAGACGAAUGAUGGUUCGAUCAUCCAGGCACACUAUGCGCAGGUACACCACGGCCGCGUAACCAAUCUCAGAACUAUCACAGAAACCAUGCAGUUGAUAGGUAGAGCCUUCUGGACCCUUAAUGAACCGAGCGACAGCAAUAGAGGACAACCGAGGGAGCUCCUGGCUAAAAUGAUCCCACUGAGAAGCAAGAUCAGGGGGGAGGUGAUCAUCCCAGUCAAUGGACCGGACCCACAUCAAUUGCAAUAGAUGCUUUGCAAACAUUAACAGUGGAGUAAGCCAUCCUAGAGGAUCAAAUAUUCUGGCUACAUUGGCAAGGAUGCUCCUCUUCGUAACAAGACUUGAGUGGCCUCGGAUUACAUAGGAGAAGGUGUCCGAGACUGGGUUCCAUUGAAGUCCUAAGACCUUGACCACAACUUGACUCUCAGGAUCCAGAUCAAAUGAUUGGGGCAUAUCAACAUCUUCAGGCGGAAGCCAGUCUAUGAGAGCUGUAUGGUUGCUCAUGAACUUCCUCAAUUUGAAGCCCCCUUUGGCAAGAAGAGCUCGAAGAUCCUUUUGGAUGGCCAGAGCAGAUUCAAGAGUCAGAACCGGUAACCACAUCAUCAACAUACACAUCGGAUUGCAAAACUCUUGAGGCAACUGGAAAGUGGUCUUUCUCAUCGACCGCCAGUUGUUGAAGAGUUCGAAGGGCCAAGGACGGAGCUGAGGAGACGCCAUAUGUCACCGUCAUCAAUCGAUAAUCCUGCACAGGUUCCGAAUCACAAAAGCGCCAAACAAUGUGUUGGUAGUCCUGGUGCUGGGGCAGAACAGAUAUUUGACAGUACAUUUGUUUAACAUCUGCCGUAAACAAAAAGGCAUGUAGCCGAAAGUUCAACAGUAGGUCAAAAAUGUAUCUUUGCAACUUGGGGCCGAUUAUCAGUGUGUCAUUCAAUGAGACACCAGAUGAGCUUUUAGCAGACCCAUCAAACACUACCUGCAGCUUCGUGGUUGAACUCUCUGGCUUCACGACACAAUGGUGGGGGAUAUAAUAAGCUGGCAUCACAUUAAUCUGAUCAUCAGGAAUCUUUUCCAUGUGACCCGUGGCAAGAUAGUCUUCCAUAAACUCUGAGUACAUUAGUUUGAGCUUUGAGUCACCUUUCAAGCGUCUCUCUAGGCGCAUCAACCUAUUUAUAGCUUGGGGUCUAGAGGUGCCCAACUCAGGUCUCGAGUGGCGAAAUGGCAGGGACACUAUCUCGGCCUUCUUCAUUACGGACGUGAGUUUCGGCAAACAUGGUUUCGCAAGAAACAUCCUCAGGAGACUUGUGUUCUACACGUGGGGAUUCUUCAAUUUCCCAGAACUUUCGUACAACAUCAUCUAAUGGAGGGUAAGAAGUGAACAGUGUGACACAAUGCGAUGCCAGGCAGGAUGGUGGAAGUUUGGUGUCCACCCUUCCCAUGAGAAUCCAUCCCAAAACAGAGUCUAGAGCCACUGGAGACCUUUCAAUCUUGCCUCCAGUUACGAGAAGAGGAAAUAGGUCAGCACCAAAAAGCAGGUCAACAGGACCAGGGGUGUAGAAAGAAGGAUCAGCAAGCUUCAGAUGAGCCACUGAUCGCCGCACAUCCGAUGAGAGUUUGGUACUCUGCAAGUACAAAUACAUCCAGGGCAAACUGAUUAUCUGGAUUGCCCACUGGGGAGAUGACAACUGAUGUGUAGGAUUUAGCCACAUUCACAGGUGUACUGGACAAACCAUGUAUCGGAAGAUGGGCCUGUCUGCGAACCAGCCGGAGCUUUUGUAGGCACUAUUCGGUGAUAAAGCUGGCUUGACUGGCAGUGUCUAGCAAAGGGCGUACAACACAAGGCACACCAGAACGAUCGAAAAUCUGUACUUGAGCAGUUGACAACAAUAUUGUUGUUGUUGAGGUAGGUUUAGCAGCAGUCACUGCAACAGUGGCAGGAUUAGAGUCAGGUGAUGGUGGUUCCUUGUCUGAGUCGGAUGGGAUGGAGUCUUCAUCUGAUCGCUGACCCCCCAAAAUGCAGCAUGGAAUGGUGACGUGCCUUACAAUGAUGACAUGAUGACUUAGAUGGACACCAAUUUGAUCGAUGUGAUGGGGAAAGACAAUUCAGACAUAACUUAUGCUCCUUUACUAUUGCAUAUCGUUCCUUGGGGCUACCCUGCGAGAAGAUAGGGAAUGACCUAACCACAUGAAUGUCACUACACAAGAGACAACUUUGUGACUGUGGAGAACUUACUAAUGUGUUUACAGACUGACCUCGAGACUGCCUCCAACUGUUUCGGUGCCCUUGAGCCGUCUAUUUGGGAACCUGAUUUCCCGAACCCUAGAACGGGAAGCUAUCACAGCCUCAUGAGCACGACAAUGUUUUUCAAGAAACGAAGUGAAACUACUAAGAGUGGGAAACUUCUGUUAAUGUCAUUUCCCAUUGUGUUUGUAAGGCAGUAUCCAAACGUUUGCAUAAAAUGGGCAGCAGCAUCAGAUCCCACUGGUCUACAGGGACAGACAAGGCCUUAAGAGCAGACACAUUCUCUGUAACAGUGUUCAACAGUUGGCGCAAUGCCUUGGGAGAGUCAGCUGAUGCAGAGGGUGCUUGAAGUAAAGCCUCCACAUGGACAGACACAAUGAGCCUCUUGUUCUCGUACCUACCAACAAGUAGUUUCCAAGCCACAUCAAAAUUUACUUCAGACAUGGGCAAGGCCUGAAUCAUGCUGAGGGGUUCACCACUGAGAGCAGUCUUCAGAUAAGCCAGUUUCUCAACAGGUGAAAGGUCACUAUUGUUAGCAACGAAAGUGCAAAAUAGGUUGGAGAAGUUAGGCCAAUGUUUAAUGCUACCCUCAAAACUUGGAAGCGUAAUUUUUGGUGAAGCCACCCUAGAAUUGCUCACCUUGGGCCUUGACGAUGUUGAGCUCUCCAUCGAACACCCAUCCAGGGCACUUACCGUCGCCAUGACUUCAAAAUAUUUAUCUUCGAAAUCGUCCAUACGUGCCGUCAGUUCUGAGAGAUCGAUGUCAGAAUUUUGUGUUGACCCAAGAACCACAAAAUCUGCCUCGAACUUAUCACGGACUUGGGGUAGAUCACGAACUGUGGCCCGAAACAAGCCUUGCUUAGAAGCAUCUUCAACAACACUUUGAGACAGGUCGACGGCACGUUUGAGCUGAGCCUCUGCUAGGCGGAUACGCACGAGUGCCGAGCCUAUAUCUGCCAUGGUCACACACAGAAGCAAAGGACGAAAUAACCACAAAGGCACGACAACAAAUAAAUAAACACAACGACGACCAAUAUAACCAAAGUUAGACACAGCAAAUCAAAAUUUAUAUCCAGCAAAAACAUCUAACGCAAUGAAAAACAUGAGCAGACGGCGAUAAAUAAUACAACAUAACCCCAACACGAGAUAUAUUCCACGGAAACAAAGACUAUAUAACAGUUUCUUAGAUCACAAAAUCUCUGCGAAUUUCUUCUAAAACACGUUGCCGAAGAGAUCUUGACAAUGAAAAUAAUCUAAAUAACGAAAGUAUAGCGCACAAAAUAACAUGGACGAAGUGUGAAUGUUUACCACGUGCACACGAAACACGUUUCAUACAACACCAAAAAAACCGGAACGAUCCGGCCCAGAGGACCAAAUGUUUUGUCUAGAGACCUACAAGACUGUAAAAUCCAGAUAAAAAUGAUACAAUUAAUGCUGAUGCACUCGCAAACAACUCGAUUGGCAGCAAGCGUGCACGAUAGCACAACUUACCGCCGUGAUGGUCCAACAACAACUGUUGCUUCGUUGCCGGAAGCUGCAGGGCUACCUGCCUUGGCAGGCAGCCAACUUGAAAAACUUGGCGCUGCUAGCAAGCAGCGCGGGAAGUUCAAAAUUCAAAUGUUUCAAACACUACACACUAAAUUACACACAAUAUUUACAAGUCCAAACAGUAUAUGAAAUAAGUUUUUAUACGAUGAAACAUAUCAUUUUCCCAUAAGCUUAUGAAAAUGGAUACUGCGUGCCACUCGCCAUAACUUGAAUGCACUCGAUGUCAACACACUUCUGGUGAGAGGAAGCAUUGGUGCCAAAGGACCCAGUAAUGUUUAUGGAAUGUGCGAUAGCGGCGGAGACAGAAGCCACUGAAUCAAAACAGCAGGCCCACCAACAGGCAAGAUAGCGGAGCUUGCAUGCUGCAUGCAUCUACAACACUUCUUGAUUCCCCCAAAGAUUUUGCCAAAGCAGUAAAUUCCAGAAAUCAUAUGUGAUUUCAAUAACUAGUAACUUUUAUUGCUAUUUCCUGACAUUUCCCAUUUUUCUAUAAGAGUUGCAAUCACCUUAUUUCUGAGUGCAAAUCUUUUUUAUCAUCACAAGCAAUCUUUUUUAAAUUUUUUAUUUUUAUUUAUUAACAAAAUCAUUUUCUUCUAAGCAGUACACACAGGUCUUGUAAGGCAUGUUACUCCAUAUCUUCAAAAUAUCACAUUUUUAGUUCUACCCUAAUGUUAUCUCUUAGUUCUAUUUUUAUUACUAUACUAACCAAAUCACACAUAUUAAAAUUACAAAAAUUGUUUCAGUUUAAGUGCAAAAACAUAUUUCUAUAAAUAAGACAAAUAAUCUAUAACUAAUACAAACAACACAAAAAAAAAUAGUGACAUAUAAUAUAACUUUUGUAAUAAUUACUGUAGGGAAUUAUUUGCUAAAAAUAAUAAAACUUGAUAAAAAUAAUAAAACUUUCUAAGAUGUGUUGAUUUUACACAUCACACGAUGCAGGUUCAAACACAACAUACCCCUUUUCAUUCCCAUUAGUGCAUCAGUAAUAGUUGAACCUCUCUUCUAUCCUAUUGCUGGCUGCUCCGGCAUAGUGCGUGAUUGGUCAUACAUGCGACAAUACUUCGUGAUACUCUCCACAGAUAUUGUGAACCAAACACACAUCACAGUUCACAUUUAGGUAACUCUAAGACGAACACUCCCCACAUAUGAAAUGAUAACGCAAAUAAGACAAUAUGCUCCAGCAGCAUGUAACAUGGUAUGUAAUGUGUGAAACACUGAAUGUGACUGAGCACUAAGACUAGGAUUGCAUGGAACAAACUGUUUCCUUUCUUGUGUGACUGAAGAUUGCCAACUGUGAAACAAACUUUUCCCAUGAACAAAUGGCAGUGUCAGCAAGUCAGAACAUUGCCAGCUGGAGAUAUAUAAGCCCCCUUCCCCACCAAGCCAAGAAGUCAAUGAAAAUGACGGUUCAGGUAACUUGUAAGUAUUACGUAGCUCAGUCUAAGUUAUUUUUUUUUACUGUCUAACAUUUACUCACGAAACAGUAGCUGUAGAGUGGGACUGCUUUGGAAGUGUGCACUCAGUUCUGAUCCAACAUCUGGACCACACCCACAGCGAGAAGGAAAAAAACAGCAAUUAGUAUACAGUAAAACCUUUUUGUUGCGACCCCAUUUAUUGCGACCACCUCUCUAUUACAACCCGAUUUCGAGGAACCGUGAAAAAAUUGCCGAAAAUCCGAAGAUAAACAGACAGAAAAUAAGUUUCUUGUGGUGAGUAACGUGUUGCUGCGUUUCUCUUGCCGAGUGCUUCCUGUCGACCGCUGUCAGCGCUUAACAACCCCCAUUCCACGUCCCUUUGUCGGCAGGGUGCAGAUAAAGGUUUUUGUGGCAACGUGUUUACGUUUAGCUUAUUGCGAGUGUCUAGUGUGGUACGCAGUUAAGGCAAAGCUACCUGCUGGAUUUCUCUUGAUUUUGAUUACUAUCGGUUGACAAUACACAGCGACCGACUGGAUGCACGCCCGCCUCGACUUGUUUUAACUGCCGCAGCGAUGUUUAUUUUGACAGCUCAAGCAAUUAAUUUUUCCCGUGGGUUGAUAGAAAAAGGUCGCUUCACCCAGCAUAAAAAAAAAGGCUACGCCACUUAUUCCCCGCGCAGGAAACACACUGGCUGCCGUCUGUCUACCCCGCAUUUAUCUUUCUUCUAACAUUCCACGUUCUCCUCUCGCGCGAGCAAUAACUAGGGCCACG